AUGGAUGUCGACGAUGCUAACCCUGCCACACAGCCCACUUUCCUGGGGGACUACGAUUUGGAUGACAGUCUCAAGCUACAGGCCUUGGACGAUGACUCUGACCUUGAACCUCCCCCCCUGGCUCAAAAACACAUGUCCCGCUCCAUCUUCCCAGACUUUGACUUGCCAGUCGUGAGUCAGAAGCGCAAAAUAUCACCUCUUAGGGACGAUGACGACUUAUUGAUAUCGUCUGAAGUUGAAAUUGUGGGGGGUAUCAAGAAUGAACCUACUGAGCCAGUGCCCAUGCGCCGUUUGACAUCUACAACUAAUGUCACUGCGACGCUCAAAGCACCCCCAGCAAAGUGGGUGAAGUCCGAGUCCUCUGGUACCAUGGAUCCCCCCCACAUCAUCGCUGCUCCAUCCAGGGCAAUGGCAUGUUCUGCAUACAGGAAGAAGCAUCUCCCCCAGGGUUGUCAGGAUGGAAAUAAGUGGGCAAGGGAGUUCAUCCCCACCAUCAUUUGCUACAUUGGUGAUCAAGAUGAAGUAUGGACUCUUUCUGACGAUAUACUAUGUCCUAUCUUGCAGUCAAUUUGGAAUGUGGUCUACAAGACCAAGACUCCACAUACGGUUGAAGCUGAUGGGGCGGUCAUUGCUCUGACUCUUCAGCACUUGUCAGAAUGGCGCAAUACUAUCAGCAAUGUGGCCCUCGUCAUACUCACAAACUUCAUGAGUUCGCAGGGCGACCUCAAGACUGAUCAGUGUUACGCACUCAAAUAG
Molecule: messenger RNA, 756 nt
Organism: Suillus fuscotomentosus
Lineage: Eukaryota; Fungi; Basidiomycota; Agaricomycetes; Boletales; Suillaceae
Exons: 3
Coding region: 1-756 (251 amino acids)
Source: RefSeq, a predicted model, not a curated record